GGAGGCGGUGUUGUGUUUCUCCUCUUCUCUCCGGAUCUGCGCUCAUUGUUCCGCGUCUGGAGUGUCCGACCGACCGCGCGCCGCUCUGUGAGUCCUGCCCGAGAUGGACGCGUGCCGCCCGGCGGAGAAGCGCAGCCGCAAACCCGCUCACCCGCUGCGGAGAAACAUCAGCGAGGACAUGAAGAACUUUGCUGAAAACACCAUGAAUGAGCUGUUAGGUUGGUACGGCUAUGAUAAAGUGGACCUGCAGGACUCAGAGGCUGCAGACGCACGAAACCGAGUCAAACGCAACCAUAUAUCUGUUCUUAAAGAGAACUCUGUGCCAAAGCCGCUCAGUGUGGAGAAGAAGGUCCCUCCAUCAUCAUCAUCAUCAUCAUCAUCAUCGUCUUCAUCAGAGCCGGUCAGGAAUGGAGAUCAGGAUCCUCCGACUGUUCCUGUGUCUCCGUCUGCAUCUUCAGCUUCACCACGACACAACAUGAACGUCAUCGUGCCGCUCAUCAAACCCUCUGCAGUGGAGGACGUCCAGAAUGUGCAGAUCGUGUGUGUGUGGUGUCAGAAGGAGGGAAUGAAGCGUUACUCUCUGCUCAUGGGCUCCGAACUCAAGAGUUUCUGCAGUGAGAAGUGUUUUGCUGCCUGUCGACGCGCAUACUUCAAACGCAACAAGGCUCUUGAUGAAGAUCGCCAUGGUGACCAGUCUCCGCCCCCUGGCCAAACUCUGGACACGCCCACAAGACUAAUGCUGAAGAUGAACAGCAACAACAACAGCAACAGCACACGUGUGUGUGACUGGUGUAAACACAUACGCCACACUAAAGAAUACCUGGACUUCGGCUCGGGUGAGGAGCGACUGCAGUUUUGCAGCACCAAAUGUCUGAACCAGUACAAGAUGGAUGUGUUUUACCGGGAGGCUCGCGCUGCGCUCACCAGCUCCAAAGAGGAGGAGAACCACCCAAAACCAGCAGCCACUAGCGAAAACCAGACACUGCUCACUCCGGACGCCUGGGAGUCUCCAGCGAAAAGCCUCUCGCCCCAAACCCCAACAGCAUCUGCAUCGCAGAGACCGCCUGUUUGCAUGCGUGUUCAGACGGCCACAUCGCCCAAAUCCCCCGCUGGCCCGUCUCAGGGUACACCCGAGCAGCCACGCCCACCUCACAUGCCCCGCCCCUUUAUACGUCCACCCCUGCACGCCCAGAGCCUGCGAAGCCCCGCCCCUAAUCUCCCUCAUAACCCACCUCACCCUCUUAGCCCCACCCAAAGGGUGCCAUUUGCCCCACACCCUCACUACCCUGCCCCAUACCUCCCCCUCCACCCAACAUUUCCACCUCAAAUGCCUCCGCCAUGGCCCCAGCCCAUGAUGAUGAUGCCCUACCCUGUGUUUGUACCCAUCCCUAUCCCAAUCCCCAUCCCCAUCCCGAUUUCCCCUCAGAACAGCCACCGAGGGGUCAUCCGAAGCCUUCAGGAGCCGGAGAAAGAGUCUGCUGUGGGUCAGAGAGUAAAGACGGAGCGUUGUGUUUCUCCGGUGUCCGCAUCUGAGCGGCAGGUCAUUCAAUGUCUGCGCAGAGACUCUGUGAAAGAGGAAAGAAAUGACACACACAUUCAGACUCUACGCAAAGCACUUUACACCUCUGUCCUCACAUCCACAGCCUCCGCCUCAUUGGACGGCAGAAUUGUUAGUCCCGCCUCUUUGUACUCAUUGGCUCGCUCCACUGCCAUUCAGGCUGCCUCGUUUUCAUUGGACAGCAGCUCCGGCCAGAUCCCUUCUCCUCUGUCUGACUGUGAGGAUGUGAAGGAGAAUAGCUAUUUAUGUGGGCGGGGCAAUGACUCAGCCAAUCAGUGGACGACUGAGCAAAUGGACUGUCAAAGCGACCAAUCAAAAGAGAGCAAGGGGGAGGAGGAAGCGCCUCAGGAUGUGGAGCACACAUACGCACGGUCGGUGCCGCCAAAACUACGAGAGAAACACACACACGUGAACACUCAAACACAUUUACACACGCAAAUCUGGGAGAAAAACACACAGGUGGAUGAGCUGCGACUCGAGCAGAGCGUACGGGACGAUCCGGAGCCGUCUGUGAAGAGGCGAUGCUUGAGGAUCAGAGACCAGAACAAAUGAGCGCAGGUGAAGCGAGGACACGUUUAUCCUCUGGGUGUGUGUUCAGCCGUCCAGCAGAGCAGAUCCUCUCCGUGUGUUCAGCCGUCCAGCGCAGCUCCUGUGUGUCUGCAGGAGUGUGUGUGUGUGUGUGUGCUGCUUCUGCUCACAUCACUCAAAGACACGCAUUGUUCCUCACUGCAGAUGAGUGUGUGUAUGUAAGAGAGAGAGUUUGUGUAUGCGUGUGUGAGAGAGCAAGAGUGCGUGUGUGUUUGUGUGAGAGUGAGAGCCUGUAUCUGUGUGUGCAUGUUUAUGUGAGAGUGUUUAAGAGACGGAGAGAGGGAGUGUGUGUGUUUGUAAGCGAUAGAGAGAGAGCGUGUGUGUGUGUGCGCGUGUUCAGCUGUGGUGUAGGGUUACCUGACACACACCGGCUCUGCAGGGCAUUUUUAGACUCGGCCUAAACAGUCCAAGAGCACAAACACAGUAAUUCAGCUCACAGAGAACAUUCUCUCAACGUUUGAGCAACCUUUAAUAUCCAGCACCAUCAGCAGAGCGUGUUCAGGUAUCCUACUUUAUUAACAUUCACUAAAACUUUCAUUGUACAUCACUAUAAAUCUAAUAGACAUAAUUAUAAAAUGGAAACUGAAGCAGAUCACGUCAGGCCAAGAGCAAGCAGAAACACACACACACACACACACACUUCGCUGAGGGCAACAUUUGAGGUGUUACCCCAUAAGUGGAAUGCAUCCUAUUUAUUUUCCAAAAUCAUGACGGCAUCUGUGCGCAUGUUGUUAAUGUUUUAGUCAUGUUUUAAUUCAUUCAUUCAUUCAUUUACCUUUAUUAAUCUAGGGUUGCCACAGCGGAAUGAACCCCCGACUUAUCCAGCACAUGUUUUACGCAGUGGAUGCUCUUCACAUUCACACACACACUCAUACACUACGGACAAUUUAGCUUACCCAAUUCCCUGAUACCACAUGUUUUUGGACAACCGGAGCACCCGGAGGAAACCCACACCAACACGGGAAGAACAUGCAAACUCCAUACAGAAACGCCAACUGACCCAGCUGGGGCUUGAACCAGCAACCUUCUUUCUUUGAGGCGAUUGUGCUGCCCACCGUGCUGCCUUCACAUUAUAAUAUUUAAUUUAAAUAUACUUUUCGUUUAUUAAUUGCUUAACAAGCACAAUAGCAUACAGAAUUAGAGGAAUACAGUACUUUUCAAUAUCCAGUAGACCAAACUAGCCUCUGGUGGGGUAUGCAGGGUUUCCCAUAAGCCCCGCCUCCUAUAGUGAUCUUUCCUUCGCUUUUUGGUGCCACGCCCACAUCUCAACAGCCAAUCAACAAUUUCCUUUGUGCGUUUCAUCGUGAUAUACAAUAAUGGCUUCAAUUUUAUUUAUUUUUGAAACCCAAUUAUUGCACACAGUGUCAACUAUCAUAUAGAUGAUGUAAUGUAAAGUGUUUUAUAAACGCAGCACGCAUAUUCGUAUGCUUUUACAAGCUAUUACAAUACCAUUAUCAUCCUUUUAGAGAUCAUUAAUGUCAUGUAGAGUUUAGUUUGUGCCAUUUAAAGCCGCCGGAUGUUUGAGUUGAUGUUUCUGAGGGGAUUAUUAUUAUUGCAGUCAGAUAAUGUGACCUGCAGAAAUCCCUUCACUCCAGAUGUUUCCUCAAGACAUUUAAUACAGCAAACCUCUAAUACAGUAAAGUCCUGUUGCCAUAAACAAUAUGAAAACACUGAUGAAAUGAAAAACGUGUGUGUGCGCGUGCGUGUCAGUAUUAAAUGUGACCAAAGCCAUCAUGUGUGUUUUAGCGGACACUUCCAUUACCGUCCACCAGAGGGAGACAAUAUUAUAGCGGACACUGAUGUAUUAUUAUGAUUUUUUUUAAUGAUGUCAGUCCCUUUAAAUGCACAAUAUUACACACCAGUGACACCUGAUGCAUUUCACAGAAGGCCAAACAAUAUCAGAGAAAAAAAAAGCCUUGCUCUUUUACGUUUCUUGCCGUUUUUUAAAGGUUGAUUAUGAUUCAUAUUUGUAUGUUUUUAUUGCAUCCAUUAUGAUUUUAAUGCCUUAUGAUGCCCAUCAUGAACGUGUAAACUAGCUGUACAUUAAUUUAAAUGUGACAAAUGAUAAAUACUUUUAUUAUCACGUUAUGACAAUGACCUGUCAGUGACUGUUUUAUGUAAUUUUAUGAACAGAGAAUUAUGUCAGUGACUAGAUUUGUUGAUAAUAAAACCCUAAA
Danio aesculapii is the source of this 4323-nucleotide messenger RNA. It is a transcript of the gene sobpb, whose product is annotated as sine oculis binding protein homolog (Drosophila) b. The transcript has 7 exons. Gene Ontology annotation, biological process: animal organ development. The record is from RefSeq and is a predicted model, not a curated record. Gene Ontology annotation, cellular component: nucleus. Lineage: Eukaryota; Metazoa; Chordata; Actinopteri; Cypriniformes; Danionidae. The coding region runs from base 104 to 2110 and encodes 668 amino acids.